UGUUCCUGGUCACUUGGCAGGAUGAGGGUGGCAGCCCUGCUGGCGUUGUGGAGUUGGUCAGCCCUGAGUCGAGCCCUCAUAAGGUCCUCGGACCCCAACGUCCAGAUACUGGGGGAGCCCCAACUGGACCCCAGCACCCUGCCUCAGGUCCCCAUGGGCAGCCCUGACUCGAUACACAAUGACAUUCCCGGAGAGCCGCUGAGCCCAGCAGACUUUGAGACCAGCGCUCACAUGGUGCACGCAGCGGUGGACACCACGAGCCAGGCGGACCCUAUAGAGCUGGCGGGGCUGUACCAGGGAGACAUUAUCCUCAACAGCAUGGACCACGUCUCCGAUAGUGCCAUGGGUGGCGGCAGGUCACGGUUACCACACGCAAGAAACGCCAUUAUCAACCUGAGUCGUCGCUGGCCCAAUGGGGUCAUUCCCUACGUCAUCUCUUCCUCAUACAACAACCAUGAGCGGGGCACAAUAGCUAUGGCGAUCAACCAGUACCACAAGAACACCUGCAUCAGACUCGUCCCCCGCACAGUGGAGAGAGAUUACAUCCACAUCCUCAAGGGUGACGGGUGUUCCAGCUCCGUAGGUCGUGUGGGAGGGGCCCAGACGGUGUCCCUGGGGCCCGGGUGCCUCUACGUGGGCAUUGUCCUGCACGAACUGAUGCACGCCGCCGGGUUCUGGCACGAACAGUCCCGCGCGGACCGGGACAACCACAUCACCGUGAACAAGCUCAACGUUCAGUCCGGCAUGUGGUACAACUUCGAGAAGUAUCCCUGGGAUAGAAUACAGAGCCUCGGUAUUGAUUACGACCUUGGGUCAGUAAUGCACUAUGGACCUUACGCCUUCGCUCAGGACAGGUCAAGACCAACAAUCAUUCCCAGGAAGACUGGCGUGGAGAUUGGUCAGAGGCGAGGCUUCUCUGAGUUGGACAUUCAGAAGCUGCAGACGUUAUACAACUGUGCCAACACCACUCUGGAAGCUGUCGUCACCACCGGGGCCCCUGUCACCACCCCACCACCAGACAGGUGUGAGGACCACAAUGAACACUGCGCCACCUGGGCGGGGCUGGGGGAAUGUGGGAAGAACCCCACUUGGAUGGGUGUCAACUGCCGCCAAGCUUGUCAUCAGUGUGGUAAGGAGUGUCACGACAACAGUCCGUACUGUAGCUUCUGGGCGGAGGCUGGAGAGUGCACAACCAACCCCACCUACAUGACCAUCUUCUGCAAGCUGUCAUGCGCCAUCUGUCACGCCCCAGAGGAGAGCGGGGCCUGCGAGGACCGACACAAGCACUGUGCUGCCUGGUACGAGUCUGGACAGUGUCGUACCAACCCAAACUACAUGUUGGUCUACUGCAGGACGUCGUGCAGGCAGUGUUGAGCAGGCCGUGGCCGUGGUGGUGGUGGCGGUGUGGUGCCUGAGGCGGCGGUAUAGUCCCCUCACAGCACCUACACAGAAGGCCUCGACCCCUACUAUAUCGCCCGGUGGUGUUACCAGCAAGGGAGGACGCUGGGGAGGUAGGGUGUCUCUCCAGUGUGGAGCGUCUCACCUAACUUGCACUCACUCCUCGCCACCAGUACUCACAUCACUCACUCCAGUACUCUCUACAACAACAGUCAGCCAUAGGAGUCACGUGUCAUGACAGCCAUGACAGAGGGACACUGUCAUGUCACCAGCCGUCACCAGCCGUCACCAUGGAGUAAGAUCACCGAGGGCUCUGCUCCUCCUCUCUGUAUAGAUAGCACAGAUCCUCUUAACUCCUUUAUGCUCCACCUUGACUAAUUAUUUAUGUUGUUUACUCUAGUGGCCUCUACGAGGAGAGGAAGCGGGCGGCUUGUCAAAGGUUCCCUCCCCCACUGUGCUAGGAUGAUACAAGAAUACCCCCUCUAAUUGAAUCUCAAAAUGCAAUUUGAUAGAAUUAUUAGAUUCAUGCAGAAAUCACAUAAAUGUGAUUUAUAUCAAUGAGAUAAUCCACUGGGAUUUUUCCCAGUGGAUUCCUUCCACCCGAGUGCUUGUGGGUCGUACAUAAAAACCUGGACUGACUUCAGUAGAAACUUCUAGACUUCCCAUGAUAUCAGGUGGCAGUGGUGGUUUAGUGGUAGAGUACACGACUGACAAUGCACGAGUCGUAGGUUCGUCCCCACCUAGAGUUCCAGUGGAUGUUUUAAUUAUUAUAGUUCUAAACUACUUUUUGUCCCAGUUAGACCAUUAUUAAGGAAUCAUUAUCCCAGACACGUAACCCUGGAAACACAAACCGAAA
Procambarus clarkii (red swamp crayfish) is the source of this 2254-nucleotide messenger RNA. RefSeq names its product zinc metalloproteinase nas-4. The record is from RefSeq and is a predicted model, not a curated record. Gene Ontology annotation, biological process: proteolysis. Lineage: Eukaryota; Metazoa; Arthropoda; Malacostraca; Decapoda; Cambaridae. Gene Ontology annotation, molecular function: metalloendopeptidase activity; zinc ion binding.